Molecule: messenger RNA, 2812 nt
Organism: Ictalurus furcatus (blue catfish)
Lineage: Eukaryota; Metazoa; Chordata; Actinopteri; Siluriformes; Ictaluridae
Gene: hm13
Product: histocompatibility (minor) 13
Exons: 13
Coding region: 196-1464 (422 amino acids)
Biological process (GO): membrane protein proteolysis
Cellular component (GO): cytoplasmic side of endoplasmic reticulum membrane; lumenal side of endoplasmic reticulum membrane; membrane
Molecular function (GO): aspartic endopeptidase activity, intramembrane cleaving
Source: RefSeq, a predicted model, not a curated record
CAGUGAGGAAGAAGAAGCUGCUCAGUUUCCCGGACAGACGCAGUGUUAGGGAAACGUGGCCUUAUGAGAGCCGGAAAGCAGCAGUUUCUGGAUGAGAAUCGUGUUAUCGUGUUAUUUACUCCACUCUCCGUCCUUCUCUCCCUCUCUUCUUCAGCUCCGGGUUUGUUUUCCUCUCGGUUCUGAUCCUCUAUCGCGAUGGCUGAUGUGGAGCAGGGUUCCGCUUUGCCGCUGGACGGCCUGAACAGCACCGAGAACGGAACCGACACUGGGAACGGAACCGCGGGCCGCUUCGUAGCUACAGCCGAGGGAACAGCGCUGGCGUACGGCAGUCUGGUGCUCAUGGCCCUGCUGCCCAUCUUCUUCGGAGCUCUGAGAUCCGUCAGCAGCUCCAAGAGCAAGAACGCCUCAGAGAUGCCUGAGACCAUCACUAGCAGAGACGCUGCUCGUUUCCCCAUCAUCGCCAGCUGCACACUGUUCGGACUCUAUCUCUUCUUCAAGUAUGCAGAUGACCUGCAACUCUAUCUCUCACUUGCACCAGAUGACUACAAGUCGAUUAGCACGCUUGUAAACUGCGUAGAGAGCAUAAACUUGUGGAUGGCACAGAUCUUUCUGCAGCUAAAUAAAGACAAGACAGAGAUUUUCUCCCAGGAGUACAUCAACUUACUGUUAUCCAUGUACUUCUUCGUACUGGGGAUUUUAGCUCUGUCGCACACACUGAGUCCCUUCAUGAGCAGGUUUCUUCCCGCUAAUCUGCCGAGUAAACAGUUCCAGCUGCUCUUCACUCAGGGUUCAGGAGAGAACAGAGAAGAAAUCGUGAACUACGAAUUUGACACUAAGGAUCUGAUUAGUUUGGGAAUCAGCAGCGUGGUGGGAGUGUGGUACAUCCUGAAAAAGCACUGGGUGGCCAAUAAUCUAUUUGGAUUGGCGUUUGCGCUGAACGGAGUGGAGCUACUUCACCUGAAUAACGUCAGUACCGGCUGCAUCCUGCUGGGGGGGCUGUUCAUCUACGACAUCUUCUGGGUUUUCGGCACUAACGUGAUGGUGACGGUGGCCAAGUCGUUCGAAGCUCCGAUCAAACUGGUUUUCCCUCAGGACCUGCUGGAGAAAGGACUGAAUGCCAGUAACUUUGCCAUGCUGGGACUCGGAGACAUCGUUAUUCCAGGUAUCUUCAUCGCUCUGCUUCUGCGUUUUGAUGUCAGUUUGAAGAAGAACACACGCACGUAUUUCUACACCAGCUUCCUGGCCUACAUCUUUGGCCUCGGCCUCACCAUCUUCGUCAUGCACACGUUCAAGCACGCCCAGCCUGCUUUGCUGUACCUGGUCCCGGUGUGUGUGGGCUUCCCGGUGUUUGUGGCUCUGUUGAAAGGAGAGCUGACGGAGAUGUUCAGGUAUGAAGAAUCUCCCCCCGAAUCAGAGGCGUCAACUAAAGAAGAAAUAAAAACAGAAUCCGAUAAAGACAAAUAAAUCUGAAGGAAAGCAUCACGUCCCAUCCUCCGUCACGUCCCCUCAUUCCCCACCGCUGUAUUUCCAGGUUUUGCCAACAGGGGCCAGCAGAUUCUCUCGCACUCUCGUCCCCUCUUUUCCCAGUGUGUCAUGGUGUUCUCCGCGGAGGUGGACGUGUGGACGUUCUCUAACUGGAUAAAAGACGACUGCCUGUAUUUUUUUUUUCUUCUUUGCAUUUUCUAAAUGGUUGUAAAACGUACAACAGCUUUACUUUGUGCCUGUAUUUUCUCUCUCUCUCUCUCUCAUUUAUCCCAUUUGUAUUUGAAAUUAUUUGACAUUAAUUUUAUUUUAUUGGCUGUUUUGCGUUAGGGCCAGGAUUUUACAGUGAGGGGCAGGAGCACAGAGUUUGUCAGAUUUUUGAGUUUUAAGGAAGCAGUGAAGUCAGAAGUAAAAUGUCCGCCGUGUCUCUCUACCCCGAAUGUUUUCGCUCAGUCGAGACGUGUUCCGUGUCUGACCUGUUACUGAUCAGGUGAUGGAAGUCUGUGUCACCUGAAAUCUUCACUUUAGCGAACAUCAUCCAUCUGCACCAUGUCAUUUCUAACCAGAUCAUGUUUAAAGUCAGAGUUCGCAUUCUUUCUUUUCUUUUUUUUUUUUUAUCUGGGGGGUGGGGUCUAUGGGAGGGGCGGAGCUUGAUGACAUGAUGGCAGCCUCCAUAGUGUUUCAGAUGCAGUGUUGUGCCACACAGCGAAGUUUCGAUCUUGUUUACAUCAGCACGUCUGUGUGGAGAGAGUUUUUUUUGGUGAAGAUGACUUCUACUGAUCAAACUCCAGGCCAGAAACAUCUCCUCUGAUCGAAUACGUUUGAAUUAAACAGAAUUAACAUCUAUAUUUGCAGAAGUGAUAAGUUUGUGUAUUUAUUGAUUGAUUGAUUGAUUGAUGUCUGUAACUGAACACACAUUUUUAUAUUUUAUAAAAUCACCAGCACAGGGACCAACAUCUACGUUUCUGGCCCUUUAAGCAAGAAAACAACAGCUCUUUCUGCUGGUGAUUUAUUUACACAAUACAGUAUGACCUGCAGCAGAAAAAGAGCUGUUUGACCCCGAGCUGUUUGACCCCGAGCGGCCUCUGAUUGUGGCAGAUUUCCUCAGUGACAGUGGACAUGUGAUCACGUGCGUGUCUGUGAAGAUCGGAUCCCCGGAGUUCAGUAACGUGGCGUCGUUUCACACGUGUCCUGUACGUUUCUUCUUUUUCUCCUGAUUGUGCAAGUUAACAGUUAAAGCUUCUUCGAGGAGCAUAAAGUCAUGCUCGUGGUUUUUUUUUUAUUUUUUAUCCGCAAUAAAUUGUGGUUUUUACCGCUAUAGUGAAGCAUG